CUCUCUCUCUCUCUCUCUUGAAUCAGCAGCAGAAAGGAAACUUUUCGUCACCGCCAUGUCCGCGAAGCUCAAGGUCGACGAGCUCCGCGCCGAGCUCUCCCACCGCGGCCUCAAUACCUCCGGGACGAAACCCACACUCGUCCGCCGGCUGGACGCCGCUCUCCGCAAGGAGAAAAGGGAAGCGGAGGCAUCCGACAAGGCGGAUUCUUUGACGGAUGGCGUCUCCAAGGGCGCCAAGAAGAGGCGGAAAGAUGCGGCUGGCGAUGCCAUGGUGGAAAAUGCCGAAGAGGACGAGGGGGGCAAUAAGGAGGAGAAGCGGGUCACAAUGACCAAAAAGAAUGGCGCCGUGCUGGACCCCUUCCUCCCAGAUCAUAUAAAGUCGAGCUUUCAUGUCUUGAACAAGGGAGAGGAGAUGUACAGUGCUACCCUAAAUCAGACAAAUGUUGGAAAUAACAACAACAAGUUUUUUGUGAUCCAGGUUCUAGAAUCUGAUGAUGGUAUAAGGUACAUGGUUUACCAUAGAUGGGGUAGGGUCGGAGUAAGAGGUCAAGACAAGUUACUAGGUCCUUAUACUUCUCAAGAAGCUGCGAUACAUGAAUUUGAGAAGAAGUUUUAUGACAAGACAAAGAACCAGUGGUGUCUUCGCAAAGAGUUUAAAUGUCACCCAAAAUGUUACACUUGGCUGGAAAUGGAUUAUACCGAUUCAGAAAAUGGAACAGCACCCGAUAAGACUUGUCAAUCAAGUAGUAGUCAACUUCGUGCUACAAAACUUGAUUCCCGUAUUGCCAAGUUUAUUUCCCUUAUCUGCAAUAUCAGUAUGAUGAAGCAGCAAAUGUUGGAAAUAGGUUAUAAUGCUGAAAAGUUGCCACUUGGUAAGCUGAGUAAGUCUACAAUUUUAAAGGGUUAUGAUGUUCUGAGAAGAAUCUCAGAGGUGAUUGCACAAUCAGAUAGGAAAAAAUUGGAAGAACUGAGUGGGGAGUUCUACACUGUGAUACCUCAUGACUUCGGUUUUAGGAAGAUGCGUGAGUUUGUUAUCGACAGCUCCAGCAAAUUAAAGAGAAAGCUAGAAAUGGUUGAGAGCCUAGCUGAGAUUGAGAUUGCGACUAAACUUCUGAAGGAUGAUUCUGAGACACAGGAUGACCCUCUAUAUUGUCGUUAUGAGCAACUGCAUUGUGAACUAUCACCAAUUGAAGCUGAUACCAAUGAAUUUGCUAUGGUAAAGAAAUAUCUGCUGAACACGCAUGCCAAAACACACUCGGGUUAUAGAGUUGAUAUCGUGCAGAUAUUUAAGGUUUCCAGGAAGGGUGAACUUGAACGCUAUGGAAAGUUCUCUAGUACAAAGAAUAGGAUGCUUCUUUGGCAUGGUUCUCGCCUCACCAAUUGGACUGGCAUCCUUUCACAAGGUUUGCGUAUUGCUCCUCCAGAAGCACCAGUUACAGGUUACAUGUUUGGAAAGGGAGUUUAUUUUGCUGAUAUGUUCUCAAAAAGUGCAAAUUAUUGUUGUGCAUCAAGUCAAUCAAGGGAUGGGGUGCUGCUUUUAUGUGAGGUUGCGCUUGGUGAGAUGGCUGAGCUACUAGAUGCUGAUUAUAAUGCUGAUCGCUUACCAAAGGGAAAACUAAGCACAAAAGGGGUUGGAGCCACAGCACCUGACAUAUUGGAUUCCCAGAUCCUUGAAGAUGGCGUAGUUGUCCCUCUUGGAACACCAAAAGAACAAAAUAAUCUUCAGUGUAGUUUGCUAUACAAUGAAUAUAUUGUGUACAACAUAGAGCAGAUUCGGAUGCGGUAUGUCAUUCAUGUACUUUUCGAUUUCAAGAAUUGAUCAACGUGGUACCUUUGCUUCUCUUGUUCAGCGUGUCUAGGGCUUCGUAGAUCUGAGGAUCCUAAAGCCUGGAGAAUCAGUUUUGUUGUUUAUUGUGUAUCUUUGCUGGGCAUAUGAAAGGUUAGCUAUUGUAAAACACUAAGUACAAAUUUGAAGCAACCUUCUGCAUCAGCGUACAAUGUUGUAACCAUAAACUUGGACAUGGUAACCUGAAAAUAUGAUGCCCAUCUGAGUUUUCUUUGACUGACAA
Molecule: messenger RNA, 2069 nt
Organism: Musa acuminata subsp. malaccensis (wild Malaysian banana)
Lineage: Eukaryota; Viridiplantae; Streptophyta; Magnoliopsida; Zingiberales; Musaceae
Product: poly [ADP-ribose] polymerase 2
Biological process (GO): protein poly-ADP-ribosylation; double-strand break repair
Cellular component (GO): nucleolus
Molecular function (GO): NAD+-protein mono-ADP-ribosyltransferase activity; NAD+ poly-ADP-ribosyltransferase activity
Source: RefSeq, a predicted model, not a curated record